Hirsutella rhossiliensis is the source of this 984-nucleotide messenger RNA. RefSeq lists its product as uncharacterized. The coding region runs from base 1 to 984 and encodes 327 amino acids. The record is from RefSeq and is a predicted model, not a curated record. The transcript is spliced from 5 exons. NCBI's taxonomy places the organism in Eukaryota, Fungi, Ascomycota, Sordariomycetes, Hypocreales, Ophiocordycipitaceae.
AUGGCCUUUGUCCAGCCCGGCUGCCCGGCUAGGUUCGCCUACCAGAAUGAGCAUCGUGUCAAAGGGCUCAACGCAGAAACCCUAGCGAGGGUCUUCCUUCCCACGCCCUCAUGGCUGUCGACUCCGGAGUAUGCAGCAAUCCGGUCAGAUACUGGCAAUCCAUCAACCUGCAUCUUCUUCAGCCUUAAUAUUUCCAUAUACAACCAACAGAUAAUCUCCUCGGAAUGGACCGAGCAAUGGUUCUUCAUGUCGGACGAUGAUAACAUCACAGAAUACACCGUCCCCGCGCUUAUAGUCCGCGAUCACAGCUACCAACCAAUUGUCACUCGCACCCUCAGCUCGGUGGAUACUUUCCCAACGAUACAACCCAUUGUCUCCUUCACGGGACCUGUCAUCGGCUCCGGCCGCGACCUCCUGCAUGGAAACUCGGCUGCGGCCCUUGACGACACCCAGCUGAGCUGCUGCGGCUUUAAGAUGACCGAGAGGCGCGACAGCCAGUUCCAGUCGAACACUCUCUUCACCUGUACGGGCAAAAUCGCCGGCUUACUGGAUCACCAGAUCAUGAAACAUGCCCCGGCUUUCGACCAAGACUAUAUCUUCAUCGUCGUCCCCGACACGUGGACUUUCCACGACAAGGCCAUGUCCGACCAGGCUUCUGCAACACAACUACUGCCGACGACACCCAAGAGCGCGUCGAUCCUUAUGCUGGCAUCAAGUCGGUCAUUGCCCGAUCCCUACCAAACCCCAACCAAGAGACCGCGACUUUCUCCCGAAACUUCCACCAUAAUCACCGACUGUGACGGUCAAGACUCCCCCAAAUCCGAUACCUCCUCCUUUCUGUCCCCGGAAGACCCCGCAGAGUCAGAGACGGACACCGAACAGGUCAAUCACCAAGACACAUCCGCCUCUGGCUCUAUCAGACCUCCCGCGUCGAUAUCUUCCCGACCACUGCGCGCCCGACGUCCGCCCAAGAAUAUUCUCUAA